Suillus plorans is the source of this 831-nucleotide messenger RNA. RefSeq lists its product as uncharacterized. The record is from RefSeq and is a predicted model, not a curated record. Gene Ontology annotation, molecular function: oxidoreductase activity. The transcript has 3 exons. The coding region runs from base 1 to 831 and encodes 276 amino acids. Lineage: Eukaryota; Fungi; Basidiomycota; Agaricomycetes; Boletales; Suillaceae.
AUGGCCUCUGACACCAGCGGCAUCCUCAACUACAUGUUUGGUCCGUCUGACGGCUCUCGCCCUUACAAUACCAUCAACUCAGAUAGCGCCACCGGAAGGCCAGUCCGCAACUGGACCGAGGACAAGCAUGAUAUACGAAUCGAGGAUGUGCGCGGGAAGGAGGAGCUUUAUAAGCUCGACACUGCUGGGUUUCAGUAUGGGCGAGAAGCGGCGAAGCAUACCAGCUUCUUGAAUGAUGAUGAGAUUGAGCGCGAAUACUACCCCGAGAGCAUCGACCUUAUCAAGAGGGUUACGGGAGCAACCAGCAUUGUCAUCUUCGAUCAUACUAUUCGUCGCCGUCGCCCAGAUGAGAUAGACGAUGGCCCACAGAAACGUCAACCAGUUCCGCUGGUUCAUGUGGACCAAACGACUGCAUCGUCCAUUGCUCGUGUUCACAGGCAUCUCCCGCCAACAGAAGCUCCUUCCCUCCUUCGAAGACGUUUCCAACUCAUUAACCUUUGGCGUCCUAUAUCACAUGCGGCUGUAGAUUGGCCGCUUGCACUAUGUGACUUCCGGAGUGUUGAUUACGAGAAAGACUUGGUGCCUGUCGCUCUUGUAUACCCUGACCGCGAGGGUGAGACAUUUGGAGUCAAACACAACCCAAACCACCAGUGGAAAUACCUGAAGGCGAUGACCCCAGAAGAGUUUGCUCUUAUCAAAUGCUUUGACUCGGUGCAUGAUGGCAGUGUCGCAAGGCUCGCGCCUCAUACUGGCUUCGAAGACCCGAACACUCCAGAGGGAGCACCGCUUCGUGAAUCCAUCGAGCUGAGGGCCCUGGUAUUCUAUGAUUAG